Molecule: messenger RNA, 1817 nt
Organism: Suricata suricatta (meerkat)
Lineage: Eukaryota; Metazoa; Chordata; Mammalia; Carnivora; Herpestidae
Gene: GPATCH2
Product: G-patch domain containing 2
Exons: 10
Coding region: 98-1684 (528 amino acids)
Molecular function (GO): nucleic acid binding
Source: RefSeq, a predicted model, not a curated record
UCAAAAUGCUGAACUGCUUCUGGAAGUCGCUGGUGCUGUGGUAGUUGGAGUCUGUUUUCGGGCCUGAGCCUCGAGGCCAGGCUCCUGGGUGUCGUUAAUGUUCGGGGCCGCCGGGCGCCAACCGAUCGGAGCUCCAGCCGCCGGGAACAGCUGGCAUUUCAGUCGAACCAUGGAAGAACUGGUUCAUGAUCUUGUCUCAGCGUUGGAAGAGAGCUCAGAGCAAGCUCGGGGUGGAUUUGCCGAAACGGGAGAUCAUUCUCGAAGUAUAUCUUGCCCUCUGAAACGCCAGGCAAGGAAAAGGAGAGGGAGGAAACGGAGAUCAUAUAAUGUUCACCACCCAUGGGAGCCUGGUCACUGCUUAAGUGAAGGCUCCGAUUCUAGUUUAGAGGAGCCAAGCAAGGACUAUAGAGAGAAUCACAACAAUAACAAAAAAGAUCAUAGUGACUCUGAUGACCAAAUGUUAGUGGCUAAGCGCAGGCCAUCAUCAAACUUAAACAAUAAUGUCCGAGGAAAAAGGCCUCUGUGGCACGAAUCUGAUUUUGCUGUGGACAACCUUGGGAACAGAACUCUGCGCAGAAGGAGAAAGGUAAAACGCAUGGCCGUGGACCUCCCACAGGACGUCUCUAACAAACGGACAGUGGCCCAGCCCCUUGAAGGUUGUAGGGAUCAGGACAUGGACAACGAUAGAGCUCACCAAUAUCAAGAGUUUACCAAGAACAAAGUCAAAAAGAGGAAAUUGAAAAUAAUUAGACAAGGCCCAAAAAUCCAAGAUGAAGGAGUCGUUUUAGAAAGUGAGGAAAUAAGCCAGACCAGUAAGGACAAAAUGGACUAUGAAGAGCAAAAAGUCUCAGAUGAACUCAUGAGUGAAAGUGAUUCCAGCAGCCUCAGCAGCACUGAUGCUGGUUUAUUUACCAAUGAUGAGGGAAGACAAGGUGACGAUGAGCAGAGUGACUGGUUUUAUGAGAAGGAGUCAGGGGGAGCGUGUGGCAUCGCUGGCGUCGUGCCCUGGUGGGAAAACGAGGAUCCUACCGAGCUCGACAAGAAUUUGCCAGAUCCUGUCUUUGAAAGUAUCUUAACUGGUUCUUUCCCUCUUAUGUCGCAACCGGGAAGAAGAGGUUUCCAAGCUAGACUCAGUCGCCUUCAUGGACUGCCUUCCAAGAACAUUAAAAAAUCAGGAGGGACCACAACUUCAAUGGUGGGCACCCCAGGCCCCAUCAGUAACAAGAGGAUGAUUCACUUUUCACCAGAUUCUCAUCACCAUGACCAUUGGUUUAGCCCUGGCGCUAGGACAGAGCACGGCCAGCAUCAGCUUCUGAGAGAUAACCGAGCUGAAAGAGGACACAAGAAAAACUCUUCUGUGAAAACAGCCAGCAGGCAAACAAGCAUGCAUUUGGGAUCCUUAUGCACUGGAGAUAUCAAACGCAGAAGAAAAGCUGCACCUCUGCCUGGACCUACCACAGCAGGAUUUGUAGGAGAAAAUGCCCAGCCAAUCCUAGAAAGCAACAUUGGAAACCGGAUGCUCCAGAAUAUGGGCUGGACACCCGGGUCAGGCCUUGGACGAGACGGCAAAGGGAUCGCGGAGCCGAUUCAAGCCAUGCAGAGGCCAAAAGGAUUAGGUCUCGGAUUUCCUCUACCAAAAAGCACCCCUGCACCUGCCACUCCCAAUUCAGGAAAACCCGCCUGAGAAGAAAAAGAAAGAAGAAAUAUUUUACAGUUUUUAUUCAGUAUAUAUAUAUAUGUAUAUGUAUACAUAUAUAUGUAUAUGUAUAUUCCAUUGUCCUAAAAUUACAACAUAGCUUCCGUUUUUGAAGCAGAAA